Messenger RNA from Neurospora hispaniola, 276 nucleotides. RefSeq lists its product as uncharacterized. NCBI's taxonomy places the organism in Eukaryota, Fungi, Ascomycota, Sordariomycetes, Sordariales, Sordariaceae. The transcript has a single exon. Bases 1 to 276 code for a protein of 91 amino acids. The record is from RefSeq and is a predicted model, not a curated record.
AUGUCGUGGACUGGAUCCUCAAAGCCUCUGUGGCGUUGUGAGUCGAGUCUUGGCAACCUUAGGCCAGGAACCCGGUGUGUGAGGUUGAAGAAUACGUACCUGGAUUGGGCCCAAGAUGGGGCUGUUCGAGCCCUAAGACUGCCUGGGCAGCCGUUCGGAAUUCCAGACUCUUCUUUGGCGACCCUUUCCCACAUGGCACUGGCUGGGGAUGGGAGGGGGCCAGACCACGGUGCUUGGAGUAGCAAGAGACGGCGAACGGGCGGGCGCCGGGGUUGA